AUGCUAUCAUGGCGUCCUCAUCUACAGGUAUGUAUGUAUGUAUCUGUAGAUUUUCAUUACAAUGGAUUCUUUUCGCCAAACCCAUUGGUGUACUUAGACCCCAUAAAAACAAAUGUACGUGAUGUGGAUUUUGGGGGAUUUACGUAUAAAGUGUUUCUUUUGUGGCUUACGGAAUUAACCAAUGGAGCCUGUGAUAAUGUCUACUACUGUAUGAGAAAGGAAUGCUUUUGUGAGGGUAUUAGAAGAAUCAACAGUGAUGUUGAUUAUUGGGACUUUGUGGAAACUGUUUAUAGUUUGGAAAGUGAUAGUCUUGAGAGUGAGUUAGAUGUGUACAUUGACCACCGAAAUGAACCAAUUCUUGAUUGGGCUGAUAACGAGUUCUUAGCAGAUGGUAAAGGGUAUGAGUCGGAUUAUAUGGAUGAAGAGGAUGACAAGGAUUCUGAAGUUUCAAUGAUAAUGGAAUAUGAACAUGAAUGGGAUGAUGAAGAGGAACAUACUUUUGAUAAAAUUGUUGGAGACCCAUUCUUGGACAAACUUUCAGGGCAUAUUAGUGAUGAUGAUGAAGAGGAAGCAAACAAUGGGAAGCUUAAGGAUGUUGUGUUCCCUGUCCAUAAUGAGAAUCAAGAAUGGGAGCAAAUGGUGCUAGUUUUGGGUAUGAAGUUUUCUAAUCCAUUAAAUGCAAUGAAGUAUGCAUUUCAUGAGAUAGAGGGUACUUUGAAAGAGCAUUAUGCAAAAACAUGGAGUUAUGGAGAAGAGAUAAGAAGGACUAACCCUGGAUCAAUAGUGAAGAUGGAUGUAGAUGUCAUGCCUAAUGGAACCACAUAUUUCUCAAAGUUUUAUGUAUGUUUCAAGCGAUUGAAGGAUGGAUGGGUUGAAGGUUAUAGGAGGGUAAUUGGACUAGGUGGUUGCUUCCUAAAGGGAAUAUGCAGAGGUCAAUUGCUCUCUGCUAUAGGUAGAGAUGCAAAUAACCAUAUAUAUCCCAUUGCUUGGGCUAUUGUAUCAAUGGAAAGUAAAGAAACAUGGAAGUGGUUUAUUGACCUUCUAAUUGAGAACCUUGGAAUGGGAGUUGGGCAUGGACUAACCUUGAUAUCAGAUCAACACAAAGGCCAACUGUUUAGAAAGCUUUUAUGGUAUGCUGCUACAGCUACUACCCCUGCAAAAUUUGAACAACACAUGAAUGAAAUCAAGAAAUUAGAGCCACUAGCUUAUGACCAUUUGAUGGAAAGGGACCCUAAAACUUGGAGUAAAGCAUUUUUUCAGACUGGUAGGGCUUGUGAUGCAUAUGAAAAUGGUAUAUCUAAGAGUUUCAACUCUGUGAUUGAAGUUUCCAGGAAGAGACCACUAAUCACCAUGUUAGAAGAAAUUUGA
Lactuca saligna is the source of this 1368-nucleotide messenger RNA. NCBI's taxonomy places the organism in Eukaryota, Viridiplantae, Streptophyta, Magnoliopsida, Asterales, Asteraceae. The record is from the annotation of a GenBank genome assembly.